This is a messenger RNA of Recurvomyces mirabilis, 732 nucleotides long. RefSeq lists its product as uncharacterized. The transcript is spliced from 4 exons. The record is from RefSeq and is a predicted model, not a curated record. NCBI's taxonomy places the organism in Eukaryota, Fungi, Ascomycota, Dothideomycetes, Mycosphaerellales, Teratosphaeriaceae. The coding region runs from base 1 to 732 and encodes 243 amino acids.
AUGGAGAAGGUUGCUCGUAUCACGGGCAUACGCGCAACAGAUGUCAUUCUUGUCGGUGGUUUCGGAGCCUCGCCAUACCUCAAGCAAGAAUUGGAGGAAAUUUGCACCGAUUUCGAUAGUACUCUGCGACGCCCGGACGAGACAAAAUCGGUGACAGCAGUAGUGCAAGGGGCUGUUGUGUACGGUAUCGAAAAGUUACGCCACAAAGAAGUCAUUCGUGUCGUAGAGGUUCUGGACAGUUUCGGCGUUCGCCACCUCGAAGGACCUAUAGAGUGGAUCAUCAAAAAAGGCGACAUAGUCCUCUCAGGCCAGAAACGCGUUGUUGAGAGCCGACCAUUCUGGUAUAACGCUGGAGCCAACAGUCGAGGAAGACAGCAAUAUAGCGUUUACCGGUACUUUGAUAGGAAGCGACCUUUGCGCUCCCUUCCCGAUAAAUGGGCGACUUCGUACAAGGAGAUGAUUGAAGUGGGCGUGAUCACGACCGGUCCUGGCAACGACCUAGGACGUUUUAGUAGUAGGUCUCAUCAAGAACGACCCUCACGCGCAGCUGAUGAACUGCAUUUCGAAGGUAUGGGGCCCAAGGUCGGUCCUGUCAAAUGGCGCUUCACUCUAGACGGUGUGUCGCUCAAGGUCGAGCUGUUCGUGCGCGAGACUGUGGUUGGAAGUUGUAAUAUCACGGUUGAGUUGUCCAAUUCAAAACCAGCAGGAGAUUCCGGACAGGGGUACAAGUAG